AUGCCCGUCUACAUGCUCCACGGAUUCCGGUGGCCGCGCGCAGGCUUCACAGGAAUCCGUGUCUACGUCGUCCUCCACAAUCUCGAAGAAGCCGCAGCCGAGUACCUCCAGCAACCGCUGACAACAGAGCUGGUCACAGAAUCACUAAAAAAGACACAACCCGACCUCAUGCCACGACUGCCAGAGCUACAAUUCAUCGAGCAGUACGACCCACAAGACGAAUCCAGCAACACAGUCAGCCAGGAUUAUGCCUACGUCGCUGUUAAGGUGGUGACUAUCCCGGAUGGGGCGGGAGCGAGUCCAGGUCUGAAUAUGCAGGACGUUGUCGAGCAGGGGUCUGGCCUGUCAGCUGAUGCGACGGAGGCGCUGGAGGAAUUGCGCGAUCGGUUGGCGUCUGGAGAGAAAAUCGGUUGGUUUAUGGUUUACAAUGGGGAUCCGGACCGCUGGUUUCCGCCGUCCGAGGACGAAGAUGAGUAUGAGGACGAGGAGAGCUAUGUGGAUGAGAAGUUGGAGAGUCAGACGGGGAGUCAGACAGAGCCGGGGACGCCACAGAGUUAUACGGCUCGAUUGACUCGGUUGUUCAAUCGCAUGAGCACUUCAAGCUCAUGA
Molecule: messenger RNA, 609 nt
Organism: Penicillium daleae
Lineage: Eukaryota; Fungi; Ascomycota; Eurotiomycetes; Eurotiales; Aspergillaceae
Exons: 2
Coding region: 1-609 (202 amino acids)
Source: RefSeq, a predicted model, not a curated record